AUGCCGCCUAAGAAAGAAAAUGUUCAACAAAUUGACAUGGGAUCGCCUGAAAAGCAUGAGAACACACACGGACUACAUUGGGCAAUGGCAUCGGUGUUCGUAGUCGGUGACAUGGUCGGAGGUGGAAUGAUAGUGAUGCCAAAUGCAUUAGUAAAUGCUGGUCUAAUUCCUGGUAUAUUGAUGAUCUCUUUAUGUGCACUUUGUUCCGGGUAUACUGGAUUGCAGCUCGCAUCCAACUGGACCAUGAUGCAGAAACGAUGGCCGAAGUACCGUAAUCACUGCCGUAAGCCAUACAGUGAAAUGGCAUACCGUGCGAAUGGGCCAAAAAUGAGGUCUUUCAUAGCCGUCAUGAUAUGUCUCACACAAUUUGGAUUUGCAACUGUUCUCACUUUGUUAGCCGCAAAAAACUUGUCUAUCCUUCUCAACUUCUUUUUUGAUCUAAAGUGA
Cylicocyclus nassatus is the source of this 447-nucleotide messenger RNA. Lineage: Eukaryota; Metazoa; Nematoda; Chromadorea; Rhabditida; Strongylidae. The record is from the annotation of a GenBank genome assembly.